Molecule: messenger RNA, 2109 nt
Organism: Moesziomyces antarcticus
Lineage: Eukaryota; Fungi; Basidiomycota; Ustilaginomycetes; Ustilaginales; Ustilaginaceae
Product: 4-coumarate-CoA ligase
Exons: 1
Coding region: 1-2109 (702 amino acids)
Molecular function (GO): CoA-ligase activity
Source: RefSeq, a predicted model, not a curated record
AUGUUGGACUCCUUCCGCGCUUCGACGCUUCACAUCUCCGACUACCUAGACCGCUUCGCUGCUCGUGUCCUCCCUUCCGUGCACCAACGAGGCUCUUCAUCGCUGCCUCCGCUUCUCUUGUACGGCGCCAUCCUCGCAGCCUCCCUUCACACCCUCCGCCUCGCUACAGCCGACUACAAGCGCAAGUUCUACGUUGAAGACGGCACCAUGAUCAUCAAGUCGCCCCACAACUUCACCGCCCCCUCCUAUACUCUUCCCGAGUUCCUCUUCAAGCCCAUCGAUAUCCCGGCAUGCAAGGAGCGCGUCAACGCACCGCUUCUCUUCCCCGCCGAGCCUGAGGUCACCGGCCGCCCCGAUGCCAAGCCGCUCUCGCUCGUUGACGUGCGCGAAUAUGCCACCAACUUUGCCUCGGCGCUCAUCUCGGGCUCCACCGAGUCCGGCCGCAAGUACGGCCGGGGCGACGUCGUCGGUAUCAGCGCAUCCAACCAGCACGACUACCUUGCCUGCGCACUCGGAAUCAUGAUGACCGGCGCCAGCGUCGCCCUCUUCAACCCCGCCUACAAGCCCUCCGAGAUUGCCCACCAGGUCCGCAUGGUCAAGGCCACCGCCAUCAUCACCACUGCCGCCUCCUACCAGGCCACACAAGAGGCUGCUCGCGAAGCUGCCAUGAAGGGUGAAGACGGCCUCGAGCACCUCUCUGCCGUCCCCGAGAUCCUCGUCUUCGAGGAGAGCCACGACGCCUCGGUCGCAAAAAUCCUCAAGGUCGGCAAGGACGAGCUGCCCGAGUCGCGCGCAUUGCUCGACAAUGUCGACAUCGACCCCAAGACCACCACCGCCGUCUACUGCUUCUCCUCCGGCACUACCGGCGGCCCCAAGGCCGUCAUGCUCUCCCACUACGCCAUGGUCGCCAACGUUAUCCAGUCCUCCUACACGAUGCUCGACCGCGUCAACGACCCCCUUAUUGACGAAGACAACUGGUACGAGAACGGCCGCGAGCACCUCAAUGGCUACUUCACCACCCGCGUCGCCCAGACCUGGAACACCGCCGCCGACUCGGUCAACACGCUCACCGGCAAGCUCGGCGGCAUCAACCUCGCGCCGCGCCUCAGCCGCGGCGAAUUCCACCUGGCGCUGCUGCCGCUUUUCCACUGCUACGGCCUGCUGAUGGGCUUCAUGGGCCUGCACACCAGCACCCCCACCAUUGUGCUGCCGCGCUUCCAGCUCGACGUCUUCCUCGCCACCGUGCAGAACUACCGCGUCACUUUCUGCUUUGUCGUGCCCCCCAUCCUCCUCGCGCUUGCCAAGCACCCCAUGGUCGAAAAGUACGACCUCAGCUCGCUCACAAAGGUCAGCUCCGGCGCCGCCUCGCUGCCCUCGGAGCUGCGCGACGCCGUCAAGAAGCGCCUCGGCAUAGUCUCCACUGACGGUUACGGCAUGUCCGAGAUGUCGCCGCUCGUCUGCAGCCAAAACAGCAAGGACCUCGUGCACUACCCCGGCACCGUCGGCCAGCUUGUGCCCGGCACCGAGGCCAAGGUCAUCGACCUCGACGGCAAGGAGGUUGGCUUUGACGAGGAGGGCGAGCUGUGCCUGCGCGGCCCGCAGAUGAUGCAGGGCUACCUCAACAACGACGAGGCCAACGCCAAGACGUUCCUGCCGUCCGUGGAUGCGCCGGACCGCUUCCUGCGCACGGGCGACAUUGUGCGCGUCAACCGCGAGGGCUACGUUACCAUCACUGACCGUCUCAAGGAUGUGAUCAAGUACAACGGCUUCCAGGUGCCGCCGUCGGAGCUCGAGGCGCUCAUGUUCAAGGAGGAGCGCGUCGGCGACUGCGCCGUGCUCGGCGUACCGGACAAGGAGGGCACCGAGCUGCCCUGGGUCUUUGUCGUGCUCAACCCCAAGACCAAGGAAGAAGUUGGCGACGACGAGGACAAGAAGAAGCAGCUCGAGAAGGAGCUGCUCGCGUUUGUCAACGAGCGCGUCAAUGCCAGCUACAAGAAGCUGCGCGGCCUCACGUGGCUCGACGCCCUGCCCAAGUCGGCGUCGGGCAAGAUCCUCAAGAAGGACAUCCGCGCCAUGGUCGAGCAGGACAAGCUCGCCGCUCGCAAGUGA